Phasianus colchicus (ring-necked pheasant) is the source of this 1989-nucleotide messenger RNA. The record is from RefSeq and is a predicted model, not a curated record. NCBI's taxonomy places the organism in Eukaryota, Metazoa, Chordata, Aves, Galliformes, Phasianidae.
UUCAAAAGCACUAAAACUAAGUUCGGUCGGGCCCCUUUCCUCAGUCACUGUGAGCCAUGCUAUAGAUGCUUCAGGGGCUGGCAUCGACAUGAGAGCCUCCAUCCCCGUGUUACACACCGAGUUCUCUUGCACACCACCGUCGAAGGUGCGUUGGGAUGCGUUCACAUGUCCGUGUGCGUGCGCUCACCGGAAAGCAGUGAAAUAAGCCGCUUUACCUUCCCGACAGGUUGUUUUUACUACAGGAACUGUGCACAUGCAUCCUCAUUCAUUCCCGGCAUUUCUCAUCCUACGUUUCUAGGGAGGUUCCUCCCGUUGAGAUAAUUUUUCUCCAGCUUUGGCUGAUCCCGGGGCUCUGGUGGCAGCGCUCCCAGGAGCACGCUGGGUUUGGGGGCAUUACCUUCCCUGCAGGAUGGUCCCCGCUUCGUCCGGGGAAACCCGCCCCGGCACGGCGAGUGGAAAGGAAAGGGCAGGAACGAGCGGCGGCUGCAGGGGGAUCUCCCCUCCCUGCCCUGGUUUGAGUCCCCCCGUCCCGCAGAGACGCAGCACGGUUGCGGGCGCCGGGAGGGGAGCCGAGCUGCGUGGGGGGGAGGCAGAGCCGGGGGACUUCAGCGCGGCGCGGUCUCACCCCUUAAUCACUCCUCCCACAGUGAGCCGUGCCUCUUAACCCCCGGGAUCCUCCCUCCCGCCGAGCACUGCUCCGCUCUGCAGAACGCGAGUUGAUGACCGAAAAACGAAUUAGCGGCCGCGGACAGCCAUGAGCUGUCUGGAUGUUAUGUACCAAGUGUAUGGUCCUCCCCAGCCGUACUUCGCCGCAGCCUACAGCCCCUACCCGCAGCGCGCCUCGUUGCUCCGUUUCCCGUCCUCCCUCUUCUCUCUCUCCUUCCAGAAACUCGCCUUGUACUCCAAAAUGCAAGAAGCCCCGGAGAGCGGCAGCAGCGCCGGCGCGAGCAGCUCCUUCUCCAGCCACGCCGCCGCCAGCAUCAAGGAGGAAGAGUGCAGCCCCGAGAAGGAGAGGCCCCCCGAGGCUGAGUACAUCAGCUCCCGGUGCGUCCUCUUCACCUACUUCCAGGGGGACAUCAGCGCCGUGGUGGACGAGCACUUCAGCCGGGCGCUCAGCCAGCCCAGCAGCUUCUCUCUCGGCAGCGCCAAGGCGGCUCGGAACUCCGGCUCCUGGCGGGAUGGCUCCUUCCCGAUGAGCCAGCGCAGCUUCCCUCCAUCCUUCUGGAACAGCACCUACCAGCCCUCCUCGGUCCCCGUCACCCUUAGCAGCCCCCUGGCUGCCCACAGCGAGCUGCCCUUCACCACCGCGGACCCCUAUGCCCCAGCCUCCCUGCAUGGCCACCUGCACCAGGGUGGUCCUGAGGCCUGGCAUCACGCCCACCACCACCACCACCACCAUCCCUACCUCGGGACGCAGAGCACGGCCUACCCCCGCCCCACAGCCAUGCACGAGGUUUACGGCCCUCAUUUUGACCCUCGCUAUGGCUCCCUGCUGGUGCCCACCGCCUCCGUCCGCCCCCACCGUCUCACCCCCGCCACCGUACCCACACCGGUCAGCCCACCCUGCGAGCUGGGCAAGGGCGAGGCGGGCCCUGCUGCUGCCUGGACGACACCGGGACCCUUCCCCAAUGCGGCGGGAGAUGUGGCACAGAGCCUCGGCCUCAACGUGGACGCAGGUGAAGAGAGGUCCCUGGCCCCUCGGGAUCCCGCCAGCUCAGGGCUACCCCUGUCCUGAGGUGGUGGGAGGGGAGGGCUCUGUAGAGGGCAGCUAAAGGAAACAUAUGGGUGUGUGAGCUCCCAACCCAUCCUGCGUGUCCUUCUUUGCAUUCCUUGGCCAGGCAAGCAAGGGCAAUGUGUCACCCACUCCACAUUUCUGGCUCCCAAGACACACUCUGAGGUACUGCUUGCUUUGGGCCUUGCUCUGUGCUGGAAGCCUGAUGGAGCCCUGAGGGCUGCGGCCACAGGGCAGUCCCACAGCUCUGUGAACUU